This is a messenger RNA of Fusarium venenatum, 1335 nucleotides long. RefSeq lists its product as uncharacterized. Gene Ontology annotation, molecular function: phosphoric diester hydrolase activity. NCBI's taxonomy places the organism in Eukaryota, Fungi, Ascomycota, Sordariomycetes, Hypocreales, Nectriaceae. The record is from RefSeq and is a predicted model, not a curated record. Gene Ontology annotation, biological process: lipid metabolic process.
AUGCACAUCGCCGACUACUUGUGUAGCCCAACACACAAGGAUGUUGAAUAUCGACCACUUCGACCAAGAGGCUCUUCAGACGAAAAUGACGCACCAUCACACGCUGUUUGCGUCAUCAGUAGCAGUAAAUCCCGGGCCUGGAGACUCUGUACGAGAUGGGCCAAACCAUGGGUUGCGGCUGGUAUCGCAGCGCUUCUGAUCUUAACCUCUUUCUUCCUAUUCACAUUCGUUGUCGAGCGAUACGCCAUAUACAACUUCGAGGCUUCGGGCUUUGCCUUGGCAGAUCCCGCUGAGCAUCACGGCGACGCAUCAGAAAGUGCCAAGCGAUGGGUCGAGGAUCUAUCACCUCGGGUCACGCCUGUUAUGGUACAUUCUCACAACGACUACUUGAGACCGAGGCCUCUGUUCUCAGCUUUGUCUGUUGGCUGUGCUAGCGUAGAGGCAGACAUCUGGCUGAGCAGCAACGGCAGAGAUCUACUGGUCGGCCAUCACUGGUGGAAUCUUAGACCAGAGAAAACACUCCAAUCACUAUAUAUUACUCCUCUACUACAGAUCCUGGAUGCACUCAACUCGCCACAUCAUGCCGACAACCAUACGGAAACAGAUAGUACCGCUGGUGUCUUUGUAACAGAACCAAAAAAGACGCUGAUCUUGUUCAUUGAUGUCAAAGACGACGCUGCAAAGACAUGGCCAAUAUUGUUGAAGCAUCUGGAGCCUCUACGAGAAAGAGGCUAUCUGUCAUAUCACCAAAAGCUCUCUUCAACAUCAACAAACCAAUCAUUUCAUUCCGGACCACUGACUGUUGUGGGUACGGGAAAUAUUGUCAAGCGGCGAGACGUAAACAUCGGUGCAGACUUGGGUAAAUAUCAGAAAUACCAUGAUGUAUUUCUUGAUGCAUCCCUGGACCUGCUUUCCAAUCCUGGUUUUUGUCAGAGAAUUGACAGCCAAUGCGAGCUGCAAGAAAACGAGUUUUACACGGCUUCAGUGUCUAUCUGGAGAGCUCUUGGGAUUGUCAUCCCAUACGUCAGCCAGGCGCAAAGAGGUAUACUCAAAAAUCAGAUUAAACUUGCGAAAGAUCUCAAUCUGAAGUCAAGGUACUGGGAGUUGCCAGGAUGGCCAACGUCACAGAGGAAUUAUUUCUGGAGGACACUUGCGCACGAAGGCGUUGACUUGCUAAAUGCCGAUGAUAUAGUCAGCGCCGCCACAAAACGCUGGCAUUCUGACUAUACAAUAGAAGGUGCGUGGAUACUUGGCAUAGCGUCGUGCCUCUCCAGCUUUCUAUUAACCGUGAUCUGGUUUGGAAGAAGAAUGAUGCGAAGAGUCAUGUCUGUUUAG